GAGGAUGAGGAGUCGGGCAGCGCCCGGGCCGGCCCAACAGCUCCCCGCCUUCUGGUACCAACCAGCGUGUUAAACAUGUUCAAAGACCAAGAGGAGGAGGUCGUGGAUGACAGCACCAAGCAUGGCGGGCGUGUACGCAACUUCCCACAUGUGCGGGGCAAUUGGAUAACAUAUGUCUACAUGCCAUAUGAAGCCUCGGAGGAUUUCCUGGAGUUGCUGGAGCUCCUUAUUUCCCAUGCUCGCACAUAUGCUGUGUCACUCGCCGCCAUGGAGGAGUUUCACAUCAGCCUCUCGCAAAAUGUGGUGCUGCGUUAUCAUUGGAUAACCCCCUUUGUGCAGUCUCUCAAGGAACACCUGGCCACUGCUUACAGGUUCUUCUGUACAGUUGACCAGGUGAAGGUUUACACCAACCAGAACAAAACCAGGACCUUUGUAGGCUUGGAGGUCUCUUCUGGGCAUCCUCAGCUGUUGGAGCUGGUCUCAGGGGUGGACAGAGUUAUGGAGGAGUUUGAUCUCCCAACGUUCUACAAGAACCCCUCAUUCCAUAUCAGCCUGGCUUGGUGUGUCGGAGACCUGACUGACAGGUUGGAAGGGCAGUGUCUCCAGAAGCUUCAGGAGAUUGUGGAUGGGUUUGAGGACUCUGCAUUCCUACUACGAAUCCAGUGGGAGCAAAUCCGCUGCAAAUCCGGGAACAAGUUGUUCUCCUUUCCCUUGAGGUAGGGAGCAGGAAAACCACAUAUUCCAGCUGCCCCAAUGCCUGGGCUCUGCUCCUGAGACAAGAAAUCAGUGCUGCACUGUGCAACUGGACAGUUUGAAGAUUCACAUGUAUCCUGAGUUGCUGAUCUCAGCUCAUCAUCCCAAUGGAGUUUGGAAGCUCAAGCCAGGCUGCUUUUAGUUGUUGCUGGCCCAGAAUGUGGAUAUUUGCACUAUGAUUCCUCACAGUUGCUGUUAGCUUGGGGUGUUGUUCAUGAGCACAGGUAGUUUAGGUUUUCCUAUAGUUGUCAGUUAUGCUGUGGGGAUUUUUAAGCCCUGUUUAUCUUCUGGGGAACUGAAAAUGUUUGUGGGAGGGCAUUUGCUAAAAAGAAGAAUGUAGGGCACUACAUUGCUAUGGGGAUAUAGAGCAUAGUUGCUGUACUGAGCUUGGAGCUUUUAACAGCAAGAUGAGGGUUGCUGAGUUUUAUCAUUCCCAUGACAGACGGUCACAGCACCUCUCUGCAUGUAGCUGAUUGGAACAGGUUCCCUUAUAAAGCUUUAUUUUUUUUCUACUGUCAAUGCUGUAGUUGCUAUAUGGAUGCAAUUCAGCAUCUAAUCCUCAUUCCAAAUUGAUGUGGAAUUAGAGCUGGCAAAGAUAUGGAAGUUCCAUGACUCAGUGCUAGUCAGUGAGACUCCAGGAUGGAAUUAAUAGGAAGUGUUCAGUUUAAACUGAUCCACAGACUCUCUGAAGGGUGAGGAAGGGCAAAGGCACAGAUUUCAAAUAUUUUCCCUGGGAGCUCUCUCUAAUAUGAAUCCUACUGUUAUACUGUAAAGUGUCCAAAAGAGGGCAAUGUUGGCUUUCACCACCAAUCCUUUACAGCAGGGAACUGCAGAUAGCAGAAUGUGGUAGCCCUUUGAUCAUCCUGGAGUCUAGUGAGCUUGCUGCUGUUUAGUUCCAUUUGGGUGCACCAAAAACAUUGGUCUCCGGGGCUAAUGUCAACUUUCAGCUACACUGUUUGUCUUCAAAUUAAAAAAGCAAUUUUUUUUUUUUUUGUAACAACAAUUCUGGAUUCUCAUCUGAGCCUCAGUCACUGGGAAAUCCCCUGCAGGCAAUAUAUUUGUUUUGAGAUGAUGGGCUUUUGCCUCCCAGGUAUUGUGGAUGGAAGUUGGUAUGCUGUCCAGUAUCUUUUGCUUUGCGUUUGUCUAUUAAAAGACCCAGAGAGGCUUGCUUCUUAGCAUUGGCACCUGCCUUUUCGAUGGUGUAAAGCUGUUUUCUCAGUGCAUUAUAGGCAGCUAGGGCCUGAUUUUUUUCAGUUCUCAGCUCCUGCAGCUCCCAUUGUCCUCCAGAAACCCUCCCUAGUCCUUCUCUCCAGCAUGACAUCAGCUGGAGGAUGAAGUCGCUGGUCAGAGCAUAAAGACCAGAGGCACUGAGCCUGUCAGAGGGGCUUUAGCGCCCUUUAAAAUAUCUGUGUUUGGAUGCCCUUUGUUUUAUGAGCUUUAUAUCUAUCGCAUAUCAUUUUAAAACUGUAAUUGGAUCCCUAGGGGGAGACGAGGGAUGGCAGAUGGAAGAAAAUGUUUAAAAGUUUGUAGUAAAAAAAAAAUAAAAAUCUAAAAAUAAAUAACUUUCUACUUCUGCUUCCUGUCCUUGUGACUGAUUUUUUAAAAUAGACACUGGAGUCUGUCUGUCUGAGCACUCCUUUUCCUUAAGACAGUCACCUGGCUGUCUCAGCAGCUCAGCGCUGGCUGGAGUUGCUGCUUCCCCCCAGAACAGAGCAAGGUCCCUUAUGACCCAAGGGCAAAUCCUAAGCCUAUCGAAAUCUCUGAGUUUUGACUUCAGUGGGGCUGAGAUUUUGCAGCCAGUGUGCAGUUAUAGCAGCUGCCUUCAUUGGAAGAUACUUGAGCUUUUUUCUUUUCUAAAUGCUCUGCCAGAUACCUGGAUCACUUUACCAUCUGUUCCCAAACAGCACUCUCUCUGUUCAUGGAUAUUAAAAAUGUCUACGUAUCCCUUCCCUUAUAAAUAAUGUAAUAAUUGUAUUUUUUAAAAUCUUGGUUAAUUGAGCUGUUUUUCCAUUUUUAGCAUGGUGUAACCUGCCAUCAUGAUUUGUAUCAAGCUUGUCUCCUGCAGUUACAACCCAUACACAUGGUGUGCUGUGACUUACACCGUGAUAUGGAAUUUCAUUGUUAAUGCUGUAUGUUUUCAUAACCACAGGUUCCCUGAUGCAAUGACCCUAGGAGGGAAGGAGGCUGCAUCCAGAUGCACUCAGCUGUAACUGCUGUGGGUGUGGGUGGUACUUUGUCCAUUUCAGCAGCCUAUCCUAUGAGGAUCUUAAGAGUGCUUUAUAAGAUCCCCUUGCUGCUGCACACAUUGGUAACCAUAGCCAUAAAUUUACA
Alligator sinensis (Chinese alligator) is the source of this 3084-nucleotide messenger RNA. It is a transcript of the gene USB1, whose product is annotated as U6 snRNA biogenesis phosphodiesterase 1. The record is from RefSeq and is a predicted model, not a curated record. Gene Ontology annotation, biological process: U6 snRNA 3'-end processing. The transcript has 7 exons. Lineage: Eukaryota; Metazoa; Chordata; Crocodylia; Alligatoridae. Gene Ontology annotation, molecular function: 3'-5'-RNA exonuclease activity. Gene Ontology annotation, cellular component: nucleus. The coding region runs from base 76 to 720 and encodes 214 amino acids.